Molecule: messenger RNA, 1788 nt
Organism: Cynara cardunculus var. scolymus (artichoke)
Lineage: Eukaryota; Viridiplantae; Streptophyta; Magnoliopsida; Asterales; Asteraceae
Product: cyprosin
Exons: 14
Coding region: 96-1613 (505 amino acids)
Biological process (GO): lipid metabolic process; proteolysis
Molecular function (GO): aspartic-type endopeptidase activity
Source: RefSeq, a predicted model, not a curated record
GGGAACUGUCGUGUUCAUAAUAUUCCUCUAUUUACACGCUUUCUGCAUUGUUCCUCUCGGACGGCUGUCACGCAGCUCUCAUUGCAGUGCUAGACAUGGGUACCAUAUUCAAAGUGAGCUUGCUCUUGUUGUUCCUUCUUUCACCUACUGCAUAUCCUGCUUCUACUGGUGGAUUGGUCAGAGUUGGACUUAAAAAGAGGAAAGUCAAUAUACUGAACCACCCUGGUGAACAUGCCGGCUCUAAUGAUUCGAAUGCUAGAAGAAAGUAUGGUGUCCGUGGUAAUUUCAGGGAUUCAGACGGUGACGUUAUUGCUCUAAAGAACUACAUGGAUGCUCAGUACUUUGGUGAGAUUGGUAUUGGCACUCCACCCCAAAAGUUCACAGUGAUCUUUGACACUGGAAGUUCUAAUCUGUGGGUGCCUUCUUCAAAGUGCUACUUCUCAGUAGCUUGCCUUUUUCACUCAAAGUAUAGGUCUAGCCAUUCAACUACCUAUAAGAAAAAUGGGAAAUCUGCUGCAAUUCAAUAUGGAACUGGCUCUAUCUCUGGUUUCUUUAGCCAAGAUUCUGUCAAACUUGGUGAUCUUGUUGUUAAAGAGCAGGAUUUUAUAGAGGCAACCAAAGAGCCUGGCAUCACUUUCUUGGCAGCCAAGUUUGAUGGUAUACUUGGCCUUGGGUUUCAAGAGAUCUCUGUUGGGGAUGCUGUCCCUGUUUGGUACACCAUGCUGAACCAAGGUCUUGUUCAAGAACCUGUAUUUUCAUUUUGGCUUAAUCGCAAUGCUGAUGAGCAGGAAGGGGGUGAACUUGUGUUUGGUGGGGUUGAUCCUAAUCAUUUCAAGGGUGAACACACAUAUGUCCCUGUGACUCAAAAGGGCUAUUGGCAGUUUGAAAUGGGUGAUGUCCUGAUUGGUGACAAAACAACUGGAUUUUGCGCCAGUGGUUGUGCAGCAAUUGCUGAUUCUGGAACCUCUUUGUUGGCUGGUCCCACGACGAUUGUCACUCAAAUCAAUCAAGCCAUUGGGGCUGCGGGGGUUAUGAGCCAGCAAUGCAAGUCAUUGGUUGAUCAGUACGGAAAGAGUAUGAUUGAGAUGCUGUUAUCUGAGGAGCAACCUGAGAAAAUCUGCUCCCAAAUGAAGCUAUGUUCUUUUGAUGGUUCUCAUGAUACUAGCAUGAUAAUUGAGAGUGUGGUUGACAAGAGUAAGGGAAAAUCUUCUGGAUUACACGAUGAGAUGUGUACCAUGUGCCAGAUGGCAGUUGUUUGGAUGCAAAACCAGAUCAGGCAAAACGAGACUGAAGAAAACAUAAUUAACUACGUUGAUAAGCUGUGUGAGCGGUUGCCAAGUCCAAUGGGAGAGUCUGCAGUCGACUGUAGCAGUCUUUCCUCCAUGCCCAAUAUUGCCUUCACUAUCGGUGGUAAAACCUUUAACCUCUCCCCCGAACAGUAUGUCCUGAAAGUUGGGGAAGGAGCAACAGCACAAUGCAUAAGUGGAUUCACCGCCAUGGAUGUGGCACCUCCUCGUGGACCUCUAUGGAUCUUGGGAGAUGUUUUUAUGGGUCAAUACCAUACGGUGUUUGACUAUGGUAACUUACGAGUUGGGUUUGCAGAAGCAGCUUGAGAUCUCUCUCUCUCUCUCUCUCUCUCUCUCUCUCUUUAUCUGCGUAUUACUACUAUUACUGCUACUUGUUUUCUGUAAGUAAUGUGGCAAUAAAUGUAUGGCAUUAUAUGAGUUAUGGAGCAGGUACAUGACUUAAGCUGAUGUUUAUAUAUACAAGGGUCUCUUUCAUUCCUUA